GAACGAGAAGUUGACGGGUCAGUCUGGCGAAUGAGUGAGAUUGAGUGACACGCGCGGCAACAAAACUCACCAGGCACAAGUUUUUUUUUUUGGAUAGACAUUAUCCUUACACUACUCGUUCUUGUACCCGCGACUCUCACCCUCUCCCACAAUGUCUGCCCUCCCCAGUGACGCGCCCGCGCCCCGCCACUGCAUCAUCGUAAAGUGGCCGGAUUUCGAGGGCUAUGGCUUUAACCUGCAUGCUGAAAAGUCUAAACCUGGCCAGUACAUCGGCAAGGUGGACGAAAACUCUCCAGCUGAGAAGGCUGGACUCUUGGAGGACGACCGCAUCAUCGAAGUGAACGGCGUCAACAUUGCCAACGAGAACCACAAGCAGGUUGUGAAGAGGAUCAAGGCAGUACCCAACGAAACUCGCCUGCUGGUGGUGGAUCCUGCUGCCGACAAGUACUACAAGGACAGGAACAUUGUAGUCCGUGGAUCACAGGCCAAUGUGAUUACAUACAGUUCUGUCCGGGAGGAAAAGGCGCCGCCCACCCCAGAACCCCAGACCCAAGCCCAGCCGACUAGUGUUUCCAACGGCCACCACGAGGAGAUCGACAACCGUUCCGUCAGUUCUGCAGCGUCGUCAUCAGCUGCCAGUGAGACUUCCACCCAGCCGCAGCACGUGGCGGCCCUUGCCGAGGCUGAUAAGGACUCCACAGUGGAAGAGGUUGCAUCUAGCGAAACAAUGGAGAAAGAAAAGAUCGAAUCCCCUUCGCUUCUGCUCGCUGAGGAAGCCGAGAACACUUCAGAUGAUGUUUUGACUCCUAUAGAGGAUGCAGCUUCGCUGAGUGGCAGCGACAGAGUCUCAGAAAAUGACAUGAUUGUACCAGGAGAGGAGUCAUUGCCCGAACCGAGUGAGGCAGACUCUCCUCAACUCGAAGAGCCUCUGGAGGGACGGGAACAAACCCACCCCGAGACUGACGGUUCCCAAGAGGAAGAGGUGCAGCAGCAAAUGGAGGAGGAAGAAAAAGAAGAGAAGGAGGAAGAGAAGGAAAAGGAAGAGGAUGAGAUAAAGGUCGAGGCUACUCCCGAACAGGAGUCUGACCUCGAAGCAGAGUACGACAACGUGGAGAUAGAUGCUGGACGUGCCGAAGUAGUCGCUUCUCAGGCAACUUCUGAUUCGCACUGUCUUUCUGCUUCCUCGGGGGAGUCACACUCCUCACACGGCUCCGACAUCACCCGCACUGACCCUCCUACUCAGAGUCCCAUGAGCACUUCCCCUACGCCGCCACCCUCACUGGAGUCUGUCCCCGAGCCCGUGCGCAGUUCUCCUCAAGCAACCCUCAACAACACUGCCGCAGCCAACACCACAACUACCAAAACUAGCACCACCAACAAUGCCAGUCCGAAGUCUCAGCCAGUGUCCAACAACAACACUUAUAACUCCAGUGGCCUUAACCUCAACAUGUCUGCGGCGGAGAUGAGAGCAAUGCUGGCUCGCAAAAAGAAGGCUGACCCUCGGAAGGAGACGGUCGAUCUCAAGACGAAGUACGAGAUCAUCCAGAACAUGUGAAGAGCUGGACGGGGGCAUAGCAGGCGUCCUUGUCACACCAGACUUGUGGACACGCCGAAUUGCCACUUAUGUGGUUCAUGGUUCUUUUUCACACUUAAUCUUUCUUUCCUGUGAUUUAUGAUGAUUGUACAUGUGGUGAAGACUAGUAAAUAAUCAUGUAUAUAUUAGUAAAAUGUAUAACUUUGAACUUCUGGUAUAUGUGAGGUGAGUACUUUGAACUUCUGGUAUAUGUGAGGCGAGUCCUUUGCCAGGAUUAGAUUGAGGUCUGUGAAACAGGGAACAGGGAAAAUAAUUCUCGAUUCAGAGUAAUAGAAUGAAUUUCAAGCAGAUUUCCAUACAAGCUGAGGCCACUAUUGUUUUUCAUGUCAUGUAAAAUAUGUACCAUCACGUAACCACAGAUGCCUCUAGACACAGCAAUUCGUCUUUAUGGGUCUUGAUUAGAGGCCAUUCUGAUGCCACGCCACGAGCACAGGUCUAGAAAUGUAAGCAGCAUGGAGGGUGAGCUGUAAUAGAGGCUUAGCUGCCUCGUCCGUUACUGUACACUAUGGGGCAAGUGAUGCAACGAAACCAACUUGCGCUGGCGAUGUAAAAUGUGAAUUAAUGGUAUUAUAAGCUUACAUUAAUAACUUGUUUGUAUUGAAGACAUAAACACCUGAUUUUAAGUUUGAUUAUAGUAAGAUCAUUUAUUCUUCUAAUCGAUGUAAAAUGUGAAUUAAUGGUAUUAUAAGCUUACAUUAAUAACUUGUUUGUAUUGAAGACAUAAACACCUGAUUUUAAGUUUGAUUAUAUAGUAAGAUCAUUUAUUCUUUUAAUUCAUACCAUGUGCCGAAGCAUAGACUUAGGGAAUUGAUGGAGCAGCUGCUGCCACCCACUCAUAACUUAACGUUCUUUGUCCUGAUCGCCUCUGGCACAACGAUGAUGGCAUGAUGUUCAGAAUAUUGAUGCCUCCUUGAGCACUUAGGGAUAUAUUCUUUUUAGACUGAUAGGUUACACUAUCUACACAGUGCCCCAAUCUACUGAAGGAAUGACGUGAAGACCUUUCUGACUCUGCUUCGUUCACCGAGCAUGAAGGUUCGUCAAUAAUUGCGUCACUAAUCAGUAGUACCAGAAGGCAGUGCGGUGAGGUGACGCCCAGGUCAGUGCAGCACCUUACUGAGGAACACUACAUAGGUCUCCCAUGUAGGUAGCUUUUCAAUGUGUUGUGGUUUGAUUUCUUACCUGGUGUACCUCUCUGCAUAUAACCGAUAGGUGUGUGUACGAUCAUUUUUGUGCUUACCAGUGCAUUCUAUGUUGUCCCUGUUCAUUGUGAUACGUAACCAGUAUAUAUUCAAUAAACUGUAAGCAUG
Molecule: messenger RNA, 2901 nt
Organism: Portunus trituberculatus (swimming crab)
Lineage: Eukaryota; Metazoa; Arthropoda; Malacostraca; Decapoda; Portunidae
Product: Na(+)/H(+) exchange regulatory cofactor NHE-RF1-like
Biological process (GO): protein localization to plasma membrane
Cellular component (GO): apical plasma membrane
Molecular function (GO): protein binding; protein-membrane adaptor activity
Source: RefSeq, a predicted model, not a curated record